Colossoma macropomum (tambaqui) is the source of this 7228-nucleotide messenger RNA. RefSeq names its product inactive carboxypeptidase-like protein X2. NCBI's taxonomy places the organism in Eukaryota, Metazoa, Chordata, Actinopteri, Characiformes, Serrasalmidae. The transcript is spliced from 22 exons. Gene Ontology annotation, molecular function: zinc ion binding; DNA-binding transcription repressor activity, RNA polymerase II-specific; metallocarboxypeptidase activity. Gene Ontology annotation, biological process: proteolysis; negative regulation of transcription by RNA polymerase II. The record is from RefSeq and is a predicted model, not a curated record. The coding region runs from base 139 to 4080 and encodes 1313 amino acids.
UUCUCCUCCCCCUUCUCUCUCCCUCUCUCUCUCUCUGAGGUGCCCCCUCUCACUCCUCUCUCUCCUCAGCUCUCUGCUCCUCUGUGGAUUGUCUCCUGGUCUCGUGGUCUCCUGUCUCUGGAGCGUGUGUGGAGCACCAUGCCUGCAGGCAGGACUCGCUCUGGGCUGUCCGUGUUCAGUCUGACCGCGCUGACCGUGCUGCUGCAGUGCUGGACUCCAGCUUUAGGAGUAUCUCUGAGUGGAGUUUUGGGUUUGGACGGAGAGACAAAGCAACAUGUGGAGCAGAAGAUCAAGCCUGCAGCAGACUUGCUACAAGUAGUGAUAACACCCUCACAUGGAGAGAUCCAAGUGGGAGAGAGCAAAAGGUUCCGGUGCGAAGUGGUCGGAGGAGCUGUAAACAUUGACUGGAUUGCCCCAAAUGGAGAGAAAAUCCAGGAAAAACACAGAAACGUCAGAGUGCACCGACACGACAGGACGUCCUCCUCUCUGACCAUCCACGCGGCCAGGACGGAGGAUGCUGGAGCUUAUACGUGUGUGGCUGAAAACACUGAGACUGCAGCGCAGGCCAGCGUCGACCUGGAGGUCCUCUUGAAGAGAGUCCGGAGAGGACCAGCGAAGGAGGGAAGGGAGAAGAGGCAGAAAGACCCCAAACCCUCCAAGAAACCCAAAGGCCCAAAGCCCACCAAGAAGCCCAAGGGUGAGAAAACCACCAAGAAGCCUAAAGGGGAGAAGAAGAAGAAAGGAAAGAAGAAUAAAGAGAUCAUCACCACCACCACCACCACCACCACCACUCUACCACCUACGACCACCACUUUACCGCCUACCACCACGCCUCUGAUCGUGUACGACGAGGAGUUUUUUGACCCAGGGCUUGAUGAGUACUGGGAUGAAGUGUACACUACAGAACAAGCCCCAGCAGUGGUCACUGAUUCACCCACAGAAAGGCCCACUGAAGCUGAUAUAGACUUCCCCACAGACUUCCCGACAGACAUCAUUCCGGAUGUGGAGGAGUAUCCUAAUCCUUAUCCUGACUCAGAAGAUGAUGACUACUGGUUGGUAGGUGAGACCAAACCCACAGAGCCAGUUAUCAGCGUCACGGGUAAAGACGGCGAUUACUGGGAUGCUACAUACGAGGAACCAGAGAAUUUACCCUUCCCGGACGGUAAAGAGGUCAGUCCAACUGACGGCGACUGGACUUACAGUGCCACAGAUGAACCCACAAUCCCUCCUUAUGACAAGUGGUACGAGGAGUAUGAAUACGGACCAGAGAAGAGACUGGAAGAAGAAGAGGAGGAGAGAGAGAGGGCGAGAAAAAGGCAGGAGGAGAGAGAGAGGGAGCAGAGGAGGCUGGAGGAAGAGGAGGAGAGAGACAGAAGGAUUAACAGACCUCCCCCACGGGUCUACAAAGAGCCAAAGAUCUGUCCUCCUCUUGGAAUGGAGUCUCAUCGUGUGGAUGCUGACCAGCUGCUGACAUCAUCCAUGAGUCAUCAUCGCUACGGGCCUCACAGGGCGCGCCUUAAUAUUCAGGCGUCUGGAGAUGAGGACGAUAUGAACGGAGGGGCGUGGUGCGGUAACCAGGAUGACAAAGUCCAUUGGAUCGAACUGGACGCUCGGACACUCACAGAAUUCACCGGGGUCAUCACACAGGGCCGAGACGAUCCCAUCGAAAACGACUAUGUGACUUCAUACUACGUGGCCUUCAGCAAUGACAGUAGAGAAUGGACGGUUCUUCAUGAUGGAUACUCGGAGUGGCUGUUCUUUGGGAACAAUGAUAAACACAGUCCAGCGAUGUCUCAGUUCGUGGAGCCUGUGGUGGCGCGCUACAUCCGCAUCCUGCCCCAAAGCUGGAACGGCACCAUGUGCAUGAGGAUGGAGGUCAUGGGCUGCCCUCUGCCUGACCCCCUGAGCCAGUACCAGAGUCAGAAUGAGGUGAUAUCUAAAGACGACCUGGACUACAGACACCACAGCUACGAGGACAUGGAGAAGUUUAUGAAGUCUGUUUCAGACGAGUGUCCCGACAUCACCAGACUGUACAGCCUGGGCAACAGUUCAAACGGUCGGGAGCUUUACGCCAUGGAGAUCUCGGAUAAACCUGGGAUUCACGAGAUAGGAGAACCGGAGUUCCGCUACACGGCUGGUUACCACGGUAACGAGGCUCUGGGCCGAGAGCUCCUGCUGUUGCUCACGCAGUACCUGUGCAGGGAGUACAAGGACGGCAACCCGCGAGUGCGCCGCCUGGUGGACGGAACACGCAUCCACCUCGUUCCUUCAGUCAACCCGGAUGGCCACGUGAAAGCCUUUGAGAGAGGUUCGGAGCUGGGCAGCUGGACAGUGGGUCACUGGACUGAAGAUGGCGCUGACAUCUUCCAGAACUUUCCAGACCUCACUAGCAUGUUCUGGGAUGCGGAGGACAAGGGCAUGGUGCCCAAACUGACCCCAAAUCACCAUGUGCCUAUUCCUGAUGGCUACCUGGCGGAAAACGGACCUGUAGUUGUGGAGACCCGGGCCCUCAUCUCCUGGAUGGAAAGCCACUCGUUUGUUCUAGGCGCAAACUUGCAAGGAGGGGAGCGGAUGGUUACGUACCCCUUCGACAUGCGACGUCUCACCAAGGAGUCUGAGGAACGGGAGAAGAGGCUACACCCCAGGGCAAACCGGUACAAGCGCCAGUAUGAGGAGGAGGAAGAGGAACCCAACCCUUACCUCCACAUUGGGUACCAUCAGGAGAGCUAUGGAUACAACCCAGACCCCCAUGGUUACAAUCAAGAGAACUAUGGCUACCACCAGGAAAAUUAUGGAUACCAUCAAGAGAACCAAGGGUACCAUCAAGAGCACCAAGGGUACCAUCAAGAGAACCAAGGGUACCAUCAAGAGCACCAGGAGUACCAUCAGGAAAACCAAGAGUAUCAUCAGGAGAACCAAGGGUAUCAUCAGGAGAACCAAGGGUACUACCCUGAAGGUCAUUCUGAAGGGUAUCAUGAGGGGUACCAAGAAGGGUAUCAGGAGAGUUAUCCAGAGGGCUACAGGGAGGGCGCAGAUGGAGAUGGGGAUGCAGAGGAGGAGAUCAGGAUGGUCGAGGACCAGUCCUUGUUCCGCUGGCUGGCCAUAUCUUACGCCUCCACUCACCGCACGAUGACCAACACUUUCCGGGGUGGCUGUCAUACCGACGACCCCACGCGUGGUCUGGGAAUCGUUAACCGCGCCAAGUGGAAGCCCAUUCCAGGAAGCAUGAAUGAUUUCAGCUACCUGCACACCAACUGUUUUGAGCUGUCCAUCUUCCUGGGUUGUGAUAAGUUCCCCCAUCAGAGUGAGCUCCAGAGAGAGUGGGAGCACAACAGAGAGGCUCUGCUCACCCUUAUGGAGCAGGUGCAUCGGGGUGUGAAGGGGGUUGUUUCUGACAAGGACGGCAAACCUAUUCGAAACGCCUCUGUCUCUGUGGAGGGAGUCAACCAUGACGUCACGACAGGUGAGGCUGGAGAUUACUUCCGACUGUUGAACCCUGGUGAGUACCGUGUGACGGUGCGCGCCUAUGGCUAUUCCUCACAAACCCGGAUGUGUGUGGUCGGCUUCGAACCCGGCGCCACCCUCUGCAACUUUGAGCUCAGCAAGUCCAACUGGGAUCGCAUUAUGGAGAUCUUGGCUCUCCACGGUGACAAGCCCAUCCGAGUGCUUAACCCCGGAAAAGGCCAUCCCCACAUGCCCAGAGGUGGCCGUAGAAGGGUAGGCAGUAGUGGGGUCGACAUCCGUAACAAAAUUUCUCGUACCGACAUCGCCAGAGCUCAUCGCCGGCGGCAAUGGCUCCGGCGCCAGCGUCUAAAACAGCUGCUGGCAGCCCAGAUGACCACUACCACGCUGCCUCCAACAACUACCACGCCAACCACCACGCCUACCACCACCAUACCUCCAACUACUGAGAGCACCACACUGUGGUUCGACUACGGGCCUGUGGAGGAGAUUACUAAGGAAAACACCACCCAACCUGAGCUUGAGAUUACAGACUCACUCGACUACAACUACAACUACAACGACAGCUACAACUACACCGACAGCUACAACUACAGCUCCAAGACAGAGGAUUACUGAAGGGUCCGAGGUGCGCCUCAGACGUAGAGUACGCACCAGCUUCUCCUUCUUUCACAAAGGACAGAUGAGUGCCCACGGACAGUUCAAGAACCGGACCGCAGAGGAAACGAUCUACCAGUCUGCAUGUACACCACCUCAAAUAAAAGAAUAGGUUCAGGAGCGGGUAUAUAUAUAUAUCACUUUAACAUAGGCCAGUGGUCUCCAAGCUCACGCCUGGAGGUCUACCCUUGUACAAAGUUCUGCUUAUUUAACCACGCCGGUCCAGUUCUUCUGGACAGAUUAACUUUGCAGGAAGGCAGAGCUUCAGGAGGAAGGCUGGUGACCACUGAUAUAGAAUACGCACCAGCUUCUCCUUCUUCAGCCGUGAGAUUGAAAAAGGAGGGAUGAUCGCUCAUGUACAGUUCUAGAAACAGCAAAUAAUCAAAACUCAAUACUACAGGCCAGGGGUCAUCAACUGCAGUCCUGAGAUGAUGUCCAGCACAGUUUGUUGACCUUCCUGCUCAAGCAUAAAACCAAACCUGGUAAUUAAGUUGCAUCAGGAGUGUGUGAGCCAGGGAAUGACCAAACUGUGCUGGUCUCUGGCCUUCCAGGACUGGACCUGAUGACCCCUGCCAUCGUCCAGUGUGCAUCUAUAUCAAUAAGAACAACAGAUACUAAAGGGAGUACAUAUAGUGGGGUACAACAGUCUGAGACCACUAAUGAAAAAGACUCUAUUUUGCAUUAUUUUCUAAUGUAAUGCAGUAUUUUUCAUCACAAAUGAUAAGAUUAGCAUAACAAUGUGAGUGAAAAAGUAUAUUUUAAAUAUUUCUUAGUAUUUGGUAGUUUUUGCCCCCUUUGCUUUAAUGACUGUGCACUCAAGCUGCAUGGCAACCACAAGAUUGGGCAAAAGCCUCUGAUCAGCAGGUCAAAUUGACCCGAGAGUCGUCUGAACACGAGCUUCAAUGGACGAGAUAAGACAAAAAUGACCUUUUUGUACAUUAGCGUGGCCUCAACAAGGUCAGAAAUGUCCUUACAUUUGGAUAGUGACCGAUACGCAGAGCAGAAUCUUCAAUGUUUUCUUCUUGUCAUAACUUUUCCACAUUUUCAAUUUAUUUCCAUGAUUUAAACAAAACCCCAAAAAUCCAGAUUUUCAAUGUGGUCUCAGACUUUUGGACCCCAAUAUUAAGACCACUUGUGGUCCACAACCCUGCUCCUGGAGACCCACCAUCCUCCAGAGUUUCGCUCCAACAAAAUCAUACACAACUGAUCCAACUACUGUCUUGAAAAGUCCUCAACCAGGUAAUCAAGUGUGUUAGAUUUGGGCCCAAUCCAAUUUCUUAUUUUUACCCCUACCCCUUGUUUUCAAGUGUUGCCCCUUGGAACUGAGUUACAGGGUAGUGGUUGAAAUCUCCCCUCUGAAAUGGGACCCUCAAAUAAAAAGAGCAUCACUUCAUUAACAGCUACCAGCGCUGCUCUGUAGGCGACCCUGCCAGUCUGCAGUGACAGCAGAGGAGGGUAAAGUUCAGCUCCUCACUGCUGGGCUUUAGUUACAUUUAGGGCAUCAUAUGAUCUUCAAAGAGGGGGGCAAUUAUUUAUUAUCACCCACCCCUAAUUCUUCAGUGAUACGAAGCUGAAGUCAGAUAUUCUCCAAAUUCUUGUUCGAAUUUUCCCGUUUCACCUUAAAUGGAGCAGCAGUUCUGAUACCUGAGGCUCCAGAAUGUAACUGCUGCACUAUUUAAGGUGGAACAGGAAUUUUAGCAAGCCACCGAGACAUCAGCAUACUACUAGUAAUUUUUAUGCUUGUUAUGAAGAAAAGGCACCAUAAUACAUUGAAAUGACAUUAAACUAAGAUAAUAUGAUGGUUAUUGUAAUUUUUUAAUUGGGAAAAUUCUCAAAUUUGUGGGUUUCUGUUUGGAGCAUCUCUGAAAAACCUCUGUUUGGAGGGCCAUGUAGCCUCAGCAACUCGCCCUACCCCUCUAUCUCAACAAGAAUCGGGACACCUUAUGCCUAGCAUGAAUGAGCAAAACAGAAGGGUAGGGCUAAGUGGUGAAAUGGGAUUGGGCCUUGGAGGUGAAACCUACAGGUUAGCACAUCACCAGGAGGAGGGUUGGUGACCACAACCUAACGAAUAUAUAUCAUCACUGUUACGUACAGGGUGGUAAAAACAUUCAUCCGAUUUCAAAGCGCCAUAUUUUUAUAACCAUGAGGCGCCUAGGAACCAAUCACAAUCCAACUGAAAGAGGGGGUCAUAGAGUUUCUGACCAUCAGUGGAAGAUGGCUCUUUUCAGUCUGAGAGGAGAUGAGACCCCUGAGCAGAAAGCGUUCUGCGUUCUCCACUUCAAUAAGAGUGAAUCCGUCAUAACUGUGCAGUGUGAUUUUCGUGGGCAGUGAAGCUCCAACAGCUCAGAGCAUUCGUCGUUGGUUCCACAACACUGGAUGAUCUCCGAAAUCGCACUGAAAGAGCCGUGAGUGCAGCGACACCCGACAUGCUCAAUCCAGUAUGGGAUGAGUUUGACUAUGGCGUUGAUGUUGUCUGUACAGCUGGAGGAGGUUCAGACUGAGAACUUGUACAAUUACAUAAUAAACUUCAUGCUCAUUUAAACCAUUUACAGUUCACUGCACUGAUCUGUAAUGAUUCACAAGUGAAAUGAAUCAUUUUGGAAUCGGAUGAAUCUUUUUGAAUCACCCUGUAUUUUGGUUUUGGACUCCUCCAUCAGCUCGUGCUGCCAAAAGUAGCUGAAAUGUUUGCUGUUACAGAUCUCAUGUCCUGGGAAGAGUCUAUAGGCCACCAACUCCUCUGCAUCUGGCACAGCUUUCUGCCAAAGCCUUCAUCCUUAAUUCACUUAAGUCCUCCACGUGGGCUGAAGCAUCACCCUCUCUGGUCUCCAUCGAUUAUUUCUGACCAACAGCUAAACAGCCUGGGCACUAACUUAAGAGAGUUCUCCGCCAUGUCUAUUCGAUCCACCCACCUGCUUCCCACAGAAGAAAAAGAGAAUGUGUAUACAAAACGGACUUUAUUUACAUUUCUUGCACACAAGUAAACAAACCUUUCGCUUGUCGAAGACGGCACAAUGUCUACAGGAGGGACUUUUCUCAAAAACUCCUCGAGGUUGAAUGACUGGAGGUAAAGAACUGUUAUUUCUUCAUCUAAUAAAGGCCUGUUUAUGUA